UUUACCUGGUCAAUAUUUCCUCUUUACAGAAUUUGAAUCUUUCGUAUAACAACCUUGGGGGUGAGGUUCCAGCAGGAGGAGUGUUCGCAAAUGCUAGUGCCAUUGAACUCUCCGGCAACCAGAACCUCUGCGGGGGAAUUCCAGAGCUGCAUUUUCAUCCAUGCCCUAAGCAGUCUAAGAAACCAAGGAAACAUACUGCUCAUAAGUUGAUACUGGCAUUUACCAUUUUACUUUCUUUCUUAGCUCUGUUUCUAGCUUUACUCCCAAUUAUCUGGAGAAGAAAUUUGAGGAAGGAACCUCAUCCUAUUCCUUCUUUAGGGCUCUUAUAUCCUAAAAUUUCUUACGAAGAGCUCCGAAAUGCGACUGGUGGUUUCUCUUCCACUAAUAUGAUUGGUUCAGGGAGUUUUGGGAUUGUGUAUAAAGGAUUCCUUGGUCCAGAUGAACCAAGUGUUGCAAUAAAGGUACUCAACCUUCAACAGAGAGGAUCAUCCGAAAGCUUUAUGGCCGAAUGCGAAGCCUUGAGAAACAUAAGGCAUCGAAACCUCGUAAAAGUUUUAACUGCUUGCUCAUCUAUUGAUUUUGAGGGGAACGAUUUCAAAGCUUUAGUAUACCAGUUUAUGCCAAAUGGGAGCUUGGAGAAGUGGCUGCAUCCAGAAGGUGUAAUGACUCAAAAUAGAAGCUUAAACUUUCUCCAGAGGAUAAACAUCUCAAUCGACGUGGCUUCUGCAUUGCAUUAUGUUCACCAUCAGUGCCAAACUCCCGUUGUUCAUUGUGAUCUAAAGCCAAACAAUGUUCUUCUAGAUGAUGAUCUGACUGCUGACUUGAGUGAUUUCGGUUUGGCAAGGCUUUUUACAAAGUUCAACAAUGAUGCUAACUUCAAUCAGUUCAGCUCACUCGGCAUGAAAGGGACGAUUGGAUACGCUGCUCCAGAAUAUGGAAUGGGCAGUAUGGUUUCACCGGUAGGAGACCAACAGAUGACCAAUUCAAAGAUAAUUGUAACCUUCACAAUUUCGUCGCACUCUCAUUGCCAGAUCAAGUAAUGGGAAUUGUGGAUCAAUCUGCCCUGCAUAACCAAGUAGUAGGAGAAGCUGCAAGUAGUACUUCAUUUAGGAGUGGCCUGAGAAGUGAACAGGUUAAUAAGUGUUUGGUUUUUGUCUUUCAAAUCGGAGUUGCAUGUUCAGCAGAAUUUCCGCACGACAGAAUGGACAUGAAGCAAGUUUUGAAGGAACUGCUUUCAGUAAGGGACAGUUUGCUUGGAAAUAGAUAGCUUAAUAUUGCAAAUUGACAGUCCUGUUAUCAUAAUGGUUAUUUCACAAGCACUGUUUCUAAACGUAAGGACAG
Messenger RNA from Rhododendron vialii, 1341 nucleotides. RefSeq names its product probable LRR receptor-like serine/threonine-protein kinase At3g47570. Gene Ontology annotation, molecular function: ATP binding; protein kinase activity. The coding region runs from base 387 to 1040 and encodes 217 amino acids. The record is from RefSeq and is a predicted model, not a curated record. Gene Ontology annotation, biological process: protein phosphorylation. Lineage: Eukaryota; Viridiplantae; Streptophyta; Magnoliopsida; Ericales; Ericaceae. The transcript has 2 exons.